UUUAACUUUUAAUUAACUAAUAGCUUUAUUCAGAAGAUCGAAAAGUAGACUUAAACAAAUACUAAGAAAUAAGAAUAAAAAUGUAUAAUAUAAACCUAGAAGGAGCUUUUAAUAGAAGGAAAUAUUUUGAAGAAGAUAAAAUAUAAUAAAAAGCAAAAACUAGCUAUUCAUUAACUGAAUAUAACACAAAUACCGAAUAAUUUAAUGGUUCUUAUGAUCUUUAUCUAGAAGAUAAUCUUAUAAAUUAAGAUACCUCUAAUGUAUGCACUAUUAAUCAAGAUUUAGAAUAGAAUCAACAUUUUUGCAUUCAGAAAACAGAUUAAUGUGAUGAAAAUACAUCUAAUAACACAUAAUUGAAUUUAAGUUCAUUAAUAAAUAAGAAUCAGAUAAGCGGAUAAAAUAAACAAGUAGAAAUGAGUACUACUCCUAAAGCUUCUAGUACAAUUUUAGAGACGAUUCAAAAAAGAUAAUCGAAAAAUGAUUUAAGCUUGAAAUUAAUUAGUUAAAAUUUAAAAGUUUAGAAAAAUUCUAACUUAAACAACUCCUAUAAUUUAGAAAAAUCCUCAGAUGAUUAUGUAAAAUUAAGCAAUAGCAAUGAAUAAAACUAAAAUAUGUAAAUUAAGUUACCAGAAUUUUAAUGUAGUGCGCCUCCUAGAGAGCAGAAUCAAUACAAAAAAAUAAUAACUUUUUCAUAUGUUUACAAAUUUAUAAGAGAAUUUCUUCUUAGGUACAUUUAAAGAGAUGUCUCAUAUUUAUCUAUGGUUCAGUAUAAUAUUAUUAAUGAUAAUACAGUUUUUAUGGAAAAGAAUAAAAAAGUUUUAAGUAGAAAUAAUAAUAGCAUUAGUUUUAAAAAUAUAUUUGACAAAGUUAAAUAUUUGAGAGAUAAUAAAAUAAAAUUCUAAAAUGAAACCAAAUGUGAAUAAAAAUAAUCAUUUAUUCAAAAAUUCUUUCAAAAUAUUUAAUCCCAUUUAUUUAAUUUUUUAAAAAAUUUAUUAGUAGCCAUACCUAUAAUAAGUCCAAAUAAAUUCCUCCUUUUAAUAUGGGAUUUGCUAUUUAUUAUUUUUUAGAUAGUUUUUUUGAUAAUUUAUCCUUUUGAUAUUAGUUAUCAAAGCUUAAUUUCAUCAGAUAUCUUAAAUAAACUUCAAAUAAUUUCUUUAUUUGUUACUAUACUUGAUUGUAUUCUUGGCUUUCAUACUGGAAUCUAUGAAUUUGGUAAAAUAGUGAUGGACAGAUAAAAAAUUUUUUUGGAAUAUACCAAUAAGAGAUUAGCUUACGACAUCCUUAGUAUAUGCUCUCUACUAUCAGGAAUUAUAACUGACAUAUAAUUUUUUUGCAUUGUUUCUCUAUUUUUUAGAUAAAAAUCAAUAAAAGGAAAAUUUUAAAAAGUAAUAAUGGAAUUGGCUUUGAAAUCUAAUUAUUCUUCUUUUUAUGAUAUUUUUAAGUUAGCAUUUGUGAUAUUGUUUAUUAUCCAUUUUUGUGGAUGUGGAUUCUUUUUAACUGGAAAAUUAUCUGUUAGCUAUGGGUAAUAAGAAUAAAAUUGGAUCAAUUAUUGUAAUUUAUAGAAUAAGUCUACUUAGGAGCAAUAUAUUUUUUCAAUAUAUUUUAUAAUGGUGACAAUGGUCACUAUUGGAUAUGGAGAUAUAUACCCAGUAAAUUAAUAUGAAAAACUCUAUGUUAUAGUUAUAUCUCUUGUUACUAGUUUUGUUUUUGGAUUCUCACUAAAUCUUAUAGGAUCUAUUCUAACUGAUAUAAAGAAGAAGUCAGAUGAUUUAAAUUAAAAAUAAUUUCAGAUUCAUAAAUAUCUAGAUAGCAGAAAUAUCGAUUUUAGUUCCUAAAUAAGAGUUUUAAAAUACUUUGAAUUCCUAAAUUACAAUGAAGAUUAAAAUAUUAAAGAAGGCUAAAGGCUUCUUUAAUCUUGCUCAAAAGAAAUAAGAGAUGAUAUUUUAAAUGAAUAUUUCGGAAAUGUAUUAAAAAAAUGUAUUUUAUUGAAGUCAAUUUUUAGCAAAGAAUUUUUAGAUGCUUUGAGUUUGAAUAUGAAAGAAAGAACUUUUGCUCCAGGAGAAGUGAUAAUUGAAAGAGGGGAAAAGCUUUCCUAGCUAUUUAUUGUGACAAAAGGGGAAAUUGAUUACCAUUUUAAUAACAAAAAUUCUCAAAAAAAUAAAAUUGAACUUCAAUACGAAAAUACAACUAUUGACAUCAGAAUAUUUUUCAGCUAAUAGCCAUCAGAUUUAUCAUUAAAGAGCAGAGGGAUUACACUGGCUUCAUAUAUAGAUCACUUUGCCUUUAUUGAAACUCUUUAAAAUUUUUAAAGUGAUAAAGAAAAAUAUUAGCAAUUAAGGGAUUAGUUCAUUUACGAUUAGAUAUUUUUGUUUCCAUGCAGGAGUUGUGGGUUGUACAAACAUGUAUUAAAUGACUGUCCAUAAAUUAGCUACAAGGUAAGUAAAAUGAGAUUUUUAAGUAAAUAUACAGAAAAUGUAUAUUAAGAAAGAAAUCAACAAUAUGUUAGAAAUCACAAAAUAUCUGAUAAAAGUCAAUUUAAUACAUUAACUUUUAGUUAAUUAAUCAAAUAAUCGUUAAAAUCCUUUCGAUGCAAUUAAGCUAAAAUGUAAUAUUAAAUCGCUUAUCCAGAAUUAAAUUUUGAAGAAUUGGCUAAUAAUGAAGAUGAUAAAGCCUUUCUUCUGAAUGUACCAAGAAUAAAUAUAGAUUAUUACUUAAAUAAUUAGGAUGUAACUUAAAUUAGUAAUUACUGCUUUUAUAGUGAUGCAACUUUAGAAUAUAAAAAAGUCAAAAGGUUUAAAUAAUAAGAAAUAGAGUUUACUUCAAGCAAUAGUGAAAACGAUGAAAGUGAUAAUGUUAGCAUCUUUUAGAAAAUGAGUUAGUCUAUGGAUAAUCCAUAAUCUUAAGUAAAUAAUUCAUAGAUAGUAAAUCUUAUUACUGAAUAAAAAAAGAUUGUAACAGCUAAUUUAGCUUAACAAUAAGAUUAGUAGAGGCUUUUUACAAGUGAUUAAUAAAUUCCUUCAGAAAAAAAGAUAAGUAUCCUCUCAAAUAAGCUUAGUAAUACUUAAAUACCAAAUUAAGAGGAAUUUAUGGCACAAAAUUAAGAGGGCGAAUUAGCAUAAGAUGUAUAUCCUUAUUAUUAAGUUACUAGCUUAAAAGAUUUACAUCAAACUAAUUAAGAAUUUCAUAGGAAUUAGAGUUAGUAGCAAAGUAAAUUUAAUAGAAAUAAAUAAGAAAAACAAAAGACUAAUUUACCUAAAAAUAUUAAUCCAUCUGAUAAAAAAAUCUAAUCAAGAAACAGCUUGACAAGAUCAUUAAAAGAAAUAGAUAUUUUUAGAAGUGGUACUUAUGAAUUAGAAAAUAAAGCUAUUUAGCAUACUGCUUUAUAAAAUAUAAUAGAACUGAUUAGGACUUCUAUAUGUGAAGAUCUUUAAAAAGGUAAUUAGGCUCAAAAUUCAAUAUAAUUAAAUAAUAAUAAGAAAAAUUUCAAUGUAAAAAAUAAUGAAUUUACUCAUCAGAGAGCAAGUAAAACUUAAUCAAUAAAAAAGUCUUUUACUCGAGAUAGCACUUUCAAAAAUAAUUAACUUUCUUAAUGUUUACUUUUUGGUAAAUGUGGUAUUGGCUUUGAAAAAUAUAAAGAGUACUAAAAUUAUUACCCUAAAUAAAACUUUUCCACAGUUAUUAAAACUUACAAAAAACUAUAAUAAUAAACAAGAUUAAAGAGAAACAGAGCAAAUACAUCUUUGAACUAAAUAGCAGCUAAUUAAAAUAAUCAAAAUCGCAAUAAGAGACCUACUUUCUUUUAGAAGAAAUAAGGCAUUUUUUAAGCAAAUCCAUAAUAAAUUUAAAAGUGAUUAUUGAUAAAUUCUGU
Messenger RNA from Tetrahymena thermophila SB210, 3868 nucleotides. Its product is annotated as cation channel family protein. Lineage: Eukaryota; Ciliophora; Oligohymenophorea; Hymenostomatida; Tetrahymenidae. The transcript is spliced from 5 exons. The record is from RefSeq and is a predicted model, not a curated record.